CCAGGACAUCCGCGCGUCCAUGUGGAAGACUUUCACCAGUCAUACACAUAUUCAUUCUGCACGGGUCGAUCUUGCUUCUUGACCUCGGACAACGAUCUCGAGCAGCUGCACUAAGUUGUGAUGGCACAAAGUGUCCGCAAAAUAUGGAAUACGAAGCUUCAUGCAUUGCCAAGAUCCGGUCAGACUGCUGACCGGUCGACCAAAGCUACACCACCACUUGGCACUAUUUCAUUCGCAGAACCUCUUCCCGAUGGUUGCGCCCUCGUGGUGUUCGAUAUGCACUCAUAAAGUUGUCAGGAUUGGGCCCUGUAGCUCUAAGUGCCCUGUGGGACAAUCGACUAACGUGCAGCGGGGCGGCUUUGGUGAGGCUACCUCGGUUAGAUUUCAUAGCCCCUCCAAAAUGCCUGUACAAGCGGCAAGCUCAAGCUCGCCAUCGGAAACGAUAUCCAAAUUCUCGGGUGUAGAGAGCGUCGACUCAUUUCCUCAAAACUGCACCAACGAAUGUAGGUCCGGUCAACAUGUAUACCUCGUUUCAAGACACAGAAAGACAUACAGUAGUUGUGACGUUAGAUGGGUUGUACCCGCAAAUACCUCUGUUUCACCGAUCUAAGGAUGUAAAUGAGCACAUCUACGAGCGUGACCAUUACCUCCUGAGAAAAAUCUCCAAGUCGGAUUCUAUCGUGUCUGGUCGAAGUCUACGCGUCACUCGUCACUUCAAGGGCAUAACAAUCAGAUGAGGAAAGUACCGUAUGUAUUGCUCUUAAGCUGAACUUCUAGCUGUUUUACGCGAGCAAGGAAACA
Molecule: messenger RNA, 801 nt
Organism: Paraphaeosphaeria sporulosa
Lineage: Eukaryota; Fungi; Ascomycota; Dothideomycetes; Pleosporales; Didymosphaeriaceae
Exons: 1
Coding region: 161-610 (149 amino acids)
Source: RefSeq, a predicted model, not a curated record